Molecule: messenger RNA, 1656 nt
Organism: Penicillium antarcticum
Lineage: Eukaryota; Fungi; Ascomycota; Eurotiomycetes; Eurotiales; Aspergillaceae
Exons: 5
Coding region: 1-1656 (551 amino acids)
Biological process (GO): amino acid transmembrane transport
Cellular component (GO): membrane
Molecular function (GO): amino acid transmembrane transporter activity
Source: RefSeq, a predicted model, not a curated record
AUGACUGCUCUUGAGAUGGACGUUGAGAAGAAAGUGGCCAUAGCCGUUGAGCCUGCUGAGAGUUUCCCUUCAGCCAAUGGAGAUGCGUCGGUCGGCGAGAUCAAUCCCUUGAAGAGAAAUCUCAAGAAUCGUCACAUGCAGAUGAUUGCGGUUGGCGGUGCGAUUGGAGCUGGUCUUUUUGUUAGUACCGGGAGUGCAUUGAGGACUGGCGGCCCUGGCGCUUUGCUACUUUGUUAUCUGAUAGUCGGAGGCAUGCUUCUUCUCACGGUUCAAGCUUUGGGAGAACUAGCCGUUCUAUAUCCUGUCAAUGGUGCUUUCUUCACAUACUGUGUCCGCUUUAUCAGUCCAGCCUGGGGGUUCGCCGUUGGUUGGGAUUACGCUAUCGGGUGGCUGAUUAUUCUACCCUUUGAACUCACGGCUGCUAGUAAAACCAUUCAGUAUUGGCGGGACGACCUAAAUGUCGGUAUAUGGAUAGCAGUGUUCCUUGUUGCCCUCUCUGCAAUCCAACUAUUCGGAGUCAAAGGUUAUGGAGAAGUUGAGUUCGUGCUUGGAAUGAUCAAAGUCAUUGCAGUCAUCGGAUUUAUCAUCCUCGGAAUCGUUAUCGACUGCGGCGGUGCACCAAAGGGAGGCUAUAUCGGAACCAAAUACUGGCGUGACCCUGGUGCUUUCACAGACUUUAAGGGCUUCUGUUCAGUCUUUGUUACAGCUGCGUUUGCCUUCGGUGGAACAGAGAUGGCUGGUCUUGCUGCUGCCGAGGCCGCAAACCCAGCCAAGUCCAUCCCUAAAGCAACAAAACAGGUCUUCUGGCGUAUUAUGAUCUUCUAUGUCCUUGGAACAUUCAUUGUUGGCUUGAUUGUGCCUUCGAACGCCGAGUGGCUUCUCGGAGCCUCCGGCGCCAACACCAAAGCCUCGCCCUUUGUUGUCUCAAUUAAGAAUGCUGGUAUUUCUGGUCUUCCUUCUGUCAUGAAUGCAAUCAUCACUAUUUCAGUCAUCAGUGUCGCCAAUUCCGCAACCUAUGGAUCAAGUCGGACCAUACAGGCCCUCGCUGCACGCGGUAUGGCGCCUAAAUUCAUGGCAUACAUAGACAAGGGAGGACGCCCUCUAUACUGCAUUCUUCUGCAGAUCGCAUUUGGUUUCCUCGCUUUUAUUAACGAGGCGUCAUCUGGAGGCCAAAUCUUUGACUGGCUUCUCGCCUUGUCUGGUAUUUCAGACUUCUUUAUUUGGGGAAGUAUCUGUCUCGCACACAUCCGUUUCCGCUCGGCCUGGAAGGCUAAUGGACACACGGCAAAGGAACUUGCAUAUGCUGCUCCGUUUGGAGUCAUUGGAAGUUGGAUCGGUCUAUCGCUGAACGUAUUGUGUCUCAUUGCUGAGUUUUACGUUUCUGUUGCCCCGAAAGAUGCUGAGGGAUUCUUUGAGAGCUAUCUCGCGGCACCCCUUGUCAUUUUCCUGUUCGUCCUUUGGUUGAUUUAUACCAAAUUCAGAAAAGAUCCGAAGCUAGACCGCGGUGGCUGGUUUGUCGCGGUUGAUAAGAUGGACAUUACUAGUGGCAUCCGUGACGGUGCACUUGAUGUUGACCUUCCUCCGAAAGUGGAAUAUGCUACCUGGGGAGAGUACUUCAAGGCGGCCCCUUUGCGGAUUCUUCGCUCAAUUUUCUAA